AUGUAUGGGAUAGGUAAGGAGAUCAAAGAAUUGACGAACAGACUCGAUGAAAUCUGUCGAAAUCAGGAAGUUUUCAAGAUUAGAAAUAUCGAAGGUGCUGGGGAAGGAUCAAGUAGCAUGAAUGAGAGAUUUAAGCAAAUACGAAGGACAACACCUUAUGAAGACGACCAACAUGUUGUGGGCUUCACCGAGGAUGUUAAGUUACUGACAUCUGAACUUCUCCAAGAAACGCCCCAUCAACGUGUGAUUUCGAUUGUGGGCAUGGGCGGUUUGGGUAAGACAACCUUAGCUCGAAAACUUUACAACUCUAGCAGUGUUGGAGAUAAAUUUGAAUGUAAAGGUUGGGUUUCUGUAUCCAAGGAUUACAACAUCCAGGAUCUUCUUCGACGAACAAUAAAAUCUUUCAAGACGUCCACCAAAGAUGAAUUGGAGAAGUUGGAAAAGAUGGAAAAAGAAGAUUUGGAGCGCCACUUACAUGUGUUGUUGAAAGAAAGUCGAUACCUGGUCGUGAUUGACGAUGUAUGGGAUACAGAUGCUUGGGCAAGCUUGAGGAGAGCCCUCCUAGACAACAAGAAAGGAAGUAGAGUAAUUAUCACCACUCGUAUCAAACUUGUUGCCGAGAGUUCUGGUAGGAGAAAAUAUGUUCAUGAGCUUCCAUUUCUACAACCAGAAGAAAGUUGGGAAUUAUUUUGUAAGAUAGUAGUGUUUCCGGACUAUGAUGGGGUCGAUGAUAAAACAAAUCGUUGCCCUCCAAGCUUGGAGGAAUUGGCAAGAGAUAUGGUCAGAAAAUGCCAGGGCUUACCCCUGGCCAUAGUCGUCUUGGGUGGGCUAUUGUCAAGAAAACAUCCCGAUGAGUGGCCCAAGUUGCAGGGUCGCUUCUGGCGGCAUGUAAGCGGUGACGACUUUGAAAGCGAUGACUCGGCUCAUGUUACACAAAUAUUGGCUUUAAGUUUCACCGAUUUGCCUCAUCACUUGAAGCCGUGCUUUCUUUACUUGGGGUUGUUCCCUGAAGAUUUUGAAAUUGAUGCAGAUGGACUUAUACGGUUAUGGGUGGCAGAAGGUUUCAUACAACAAGCCGCAGGAGAAACUUUAGAGGAGAGAGCUACAGAAUAUCUAAAUGAGCUGAUUGAUAGAAAUUUGAUUCAAGUGGCUCAAAGAAACUGGAUGAGAAUUAGAAGAUGCCGAGUUCAUGAUCUUCUUCGGGAUUUUGCAAUUGAAAAGUCGAAGGAGUUAAAUUUCCUUCAUAUCUAUGAUGGAAAUGCUUAUUCCACACCCUCUCCCUGCAAACAUCGAAGACUAGCUUCUCAUAGCUGUGGACUAAAAAGGUUUGCUUCCUUUGAUCAGUCAUCAAAUUUGCAUUUACGAACCCUUUUGUUCUUCAACUUGAAAAAUGAAUCCGCCGAAAUAGGGGAGUUACAAUUUCUGUACAAAAAAUUGAGAUUGUUGAGAGUGUUAGAUCUUGAGGAAAUUAGAUUCAAUCAUUCCCAAGAAGAAACAGAGCAUGUAAGCUUACUUGAUGCAAUAGAGAAGUUGAUUCACUUGAGGUAA
Messenger RNA from Camellia sinensis, 1548 nucleotides. The record is from RefSeq and is a predicted model, not a curated record. Lineage: Eukaryota; Viridiplantae; Streptophyta; Magnoliopsida; Ericales; Theaceae.